CAUACAUAUUUCAUGUACAAAGUAGGUAUAUAUAUCAUAUCUUUUUUAUAUCUUGUAAAUUUUCUUUACAUAUGAAUUAAAGAUGAAACCAAGUGUAAAUUAGAAAUAAUUAAGUUCACUGUGUAAUUCCUAGUAGGAGAAGCAAUCAUUUUCAAAAGUCCAGUGAAACUAAAUAUAAGCUGUUUGCACGGAAUAUUUUUAUACUCAUUUCAAUAUUUACAAUGAAAUGAGUAAAUUGUAUGAAAAUGAUCAUGGAUUUCUUAUAUCCCAUCAACAGUACAUUAAUGAAUUAUAUAAAGAGAUGCAUCCUCCAGUGGAAAUUAGUUCGAAAUUAUUUAGUAUUAGAAAUCAAUAUAAAGUGCAAAAAAACAAUAACAAGAGAACGGUUGAUUGCAUCAAAUAUGAAGCCCUUCAAAAAGAGCAAGAUAAUAUCAAAUCCAAGUUUUCCAUUUUUAUCGCUGGUGCAAAGCAGGUGUUAAAUUGCUACGAAUUUAAUAACAAAGAUGCUUUGGAGACUGCUAAAUUUGUCUAUAAUAUGACUGGAAAAGCCUUAGUUAAGAAUGCUCAUGGUGCAAAUGUUGGAUCAGCAACAAUUAAAUCUGUAAAUGGUUCUAAUUUCCUUUUCCCAGAAAACUCUAUAUUUUACUCUAAAAAUGUUUCAGACAUACAAACACAUUUGAAUAAUGAAACGUAUGAUCUAAUUUUGUUGGAUCCGCCAUGGUGGAAUAAGUACAUAAGAAGGAAAAGAAAAAAAUCAGGAGAUGCUUAUAACAUGCUGUUUAAUAAUGACAUAAAAAAUUUGCCUAUUGAACACUUGUUAAAAGAUGAUGGAAUGGUAGUGGUAUGGUGUACAAAUUCUCAACAACAUAUGGAUAGUUUAUUGACUGAAAUAUUCCCAAAAUGGGGAAUCAAGUAUAUCGGAAAGUGGUAUUGGGUGAAAAUAACAUCAACUGGAAAACCAGUUUGUUCAUUUUCACUACCUCCAGGAAAACAACCAUACGAGCAAAUUAUAUUUGGAUGCCGAGGGAAUUUGUGUACCAUCCCUUUCAAUAGUAAAUUGGUUGUUAGUGUUCCAAGUGCAAUACAUUCCCACAAACCUCCACUAAUAGAGUUGAUAAAAACGUUCCUACCAGAAAAUCCGGCAUGCUUAGAAAUAUUUGCAAGGUAUCUUCUUCCAAACUGGACCAGUUAUGGCAACGAGGUUUUACGAUUACAACAUGAAAGUUUAUUUGUUAAAGUUUAAUAGUUAUAUAUGAUAUCGCCCAAAAUUAGUGACUAAAUGAAAUAUACAAAUUAUAAAUCACAUUGUUACAAAUGAAAUACUCUUAAGUGUAUAAGUUGCUUCAAAAUUAUUGUAUAGUGUCUGUGUGUGGUACCGUUUAGCUGCAUGUGGCUAGUACAAAUGUUUAUGGAAUAAUGUCAGAUUUACCAAGACGAUAACAACUAAAAAUAUGGGCAAAAUUGUAAAGGAAUGGUUUCGUGAAGAUAAUGCACAAGUUUUGAAGUGGCCGGGUUACUUUACAGAUUUGAAUUUAUAGAUUAUGGAGUGUAGACAAGGAGUGAAGACUUUUAUGGGUCAAGCAUACAAAUUCGGAUCCCGUUUUAUGACCCAAAUUAAAACUUAAGAACUCGUCGUUGUAGCGCUGAUGCAUUUUUUCAUACUCUACUUACAUCAGCACCGCCUUUACGUGACCCAAGAAAUUGCUCACUUUUUUUAACACGGAGUCGUCACUCCUUGUUAUACACUCCAUUCUAUAGAUAAAGAAAUUAUUUCAAAAUAUUGCCAACAGGUUAUUGUUAAUAAAGGUUACUAGACAAAAUAUUUAUUUAUUUGCUUUUUUAUUUUGUAUCGUUUUGAUUUUAUUUAGCAGGACUUUCAUUGUGGAUUUAAACUCCUGUUCAAAAUUAACGCACCAUUAUAAAU
This is a messenger RNA of Anoplophora glabripennis (Asian longhorned beetle), 1924 nucleotides long. It is a transcript of the gene Mettl4, whose product is annotated as methyltransferase-like protein 4. The transcript has a single exon. The coding region runs from base 227 to 1243 and encodes 338 amino acids. Gene Ontology annotation, molecular function: methyltransferase activity; nucleic acid binding. Lineage: Eukaryota; Metazoa; Arthropoda; Insecta; Coleoptera; Cerambycidae. The record is from RefSeq and is a predicted model, not a curated record. Gene Ontology annotation, cellular component: nucleus; RNA N6-methyladenosine methyltransferase complex.